Messenger RNA from Malaclemys terrapin pileata, 7463 nucleotides. It is a transcript of the gene NDST1, whose product is annotated as N-deacetylase and N-sulfotransferase 1. The record is from RefSeq and is a predicted model, not a curated record. Bases 19 to 2652 code for a protein of 877 amino acids. The transcript is spliced from 14 exons. Gene Ontology annotation, cellular component: Golgi apparatus. NCBI's taxonomy places the organism in Eukaryota, Metazoa, Chordata, Testudines, Emydidae. Gene Ontology annotation, molecular function: heparan sulfate N-sulfotransferase activity; deacetylase activity.
GGCUUCUUGGAAGCAAGGAUGACCGUGCUGGGGAGGCUCCGGAGGGGUUUCCGACAGGUGUCUCCUCAGGUGGUGCUUCUCCUGCUCUUUGCCUUCUGCCUGCUCAGUGUUUUCAUCUCGGCUUAUUAUUUAUAUGGGUGGAAGAGGGGCCUGGAACCCUCCGGGGAGGUCCCAGGCCCAGACUGCGACGAACCCAAGAUUGCCCCUUCCCGCCUGCUCCCCUUGAAGCCUCUCAAGGUGGCCGAUUCAUCCCGCACGGACCCCUUGGUGCUGGUGUUCGUGGAAAGCCUGUACUCUCAGCUGGGCCAGGAGAUCAUUGCCAUCUUGGAAUCCAGCCGCUUCAAAUACCGGACAGAGAUUGCCCCCGGGAAGGGGGACAUGCCCACCCUGACCGACAAGGAUCGGGGACGCUUCGCGCUCAUCAUUUACGAGAACAUCCUCAAGUAUGUGAACUUGGACGCCUGGAACCGGGAGCUCUUGGAUAAGUACUGCGUGGAGUACGGCGUGGGGGUUGUUGGCUUCUUCAAGGCCAACGAGAACAGUUUGCUGAGUGCUCAGCUGAAGGGCUUCCCACUCUUUCUCCACUCCAACCUCGGGCUGAAGGACUGCAGCAUCAACCCCAAAUCCCCGCUCCUGUACAUCACGCGCCCCAGCGAGGUGGAGAAGGGCCUGCUUCCAGGAGAGGACUGGACCGUCUUCCAGUCCAACCAUUCCACCUACGAGCCGGUACUCCUGGCCAAGACCAAGUCAGCAGAGUCCAUCCCGCACAUGAGCGUCGAUGCUGCGCUGCACACCACCGUGGUGCAGGACCUGGGCCUGCACGACGGCAUCCAGAGAGUCCUCUUCGGGAACAACCUCAACUUCUGGCUGCACAAGCUGGUUUUCGUGGAUGCCGUCUCCUUCCUGACCGGCAAGAGGCUCUCCCUUCCCCUCGACCGCUACCUCCUGGUGGACAUCGAUGACAUCUUCGUGGGCAAGGAAGGCACUCGCAUGAAGGUCGAAGACGUAAAGGCUCUGUUUAACACUCAGAAUGAACUGCGCACCCACAUCCCCAACUUCACCUUCAACCUGGGCUACUCAGGGAAAUUCUUCCACACAGGCACGGACGCUGAAGACGAAGGAGACGACCUGUUGCUGUCGUACGUGAAGGAGUUCUGGUGGUUCCCACACAUGUGGAGUCACAUGCAGCCUCACCUCUUCCACAACCAGUCGGUACUAGCGGAGCAAAUGACCAUGAACAAGAAAUUCGCUGUCGAGCAUGGCAUCCCCACCGACAUGGGGUACGCCGUGGCACCCCACCACUCUGGCGUGUACCCCGUCCACGUGCAGCUGUACGAAGCGUGGAAGCAGGUUUGGGCGAUCAAAGUCACGAGCACGGAGGAGUAUCCCCACCUGAAACCAGCCCGCUACCGCCGGGGCUUUGUCCACAAUGGGAUCAUGGUACUCCCGCGGCAGACCUGUGGCUUGUUCACGCACACCAUCUUCUAUAACGAAUACCCUGGCGGCUCCAGUGAACUGGACAAGAUCAUCAAUGGAGGGGAGCUGUUCCUGACUGUGCUACUUAACCCUAUCAGUAUCUUCAUGACCCAUCUGUCCAAUUACGGCAACGACCGCCUGGGUUUGUACACCUUCAAACACCUGGUUCGCUUCCUCGGCUCCUGGACCAACCUGAAGCUGCAGACGCUGCCGCCCAUGCAGCUGGCGCAGAAAUACUUCCAGAUCUUCUCCGAGGAGAAGGAUCCACUGUGGCAGGAUCCCUGUGAGGACAAGCGGCAUAAGGACAUUUGGUCCAAAGAAAAGACAUGUGACCGGUUCCCAAAGCUUCUCAUCAUCGGACCUCAAAAAACAGGGACGACAGCCCUCUAUCUGUUCCUGGGGAUGCACCCGGACCUGAGCAGCAACUACCCCAGCUCGGAGACUUUCGAGGAGAUCCAGUUCUUCAACGGACACAAUUAUCACAAGGGCAUUGACUGGUACAUGGAAUUCUUCCCCAUCCCCUCCAACACCACCUCCGACUUCUACUUCGAGAAGAGCGCCAAUUACUUUGACUCGGAAACGGCCCCCAGGCGGGCGGCCGCACUGCUCUCCAAGGCCAAGGUCAUCACCAUCCUCAUCAACCCUGCAGACCGGGCCUACUCCUGGUACCAGCACCAGCGAGCUCACGAUGACCCAGUCGCUCUGAAAUUCACUUUCCACGAGGUGAUCACAGCUGGGCCUGGGGCGUCUCAGAAGCUCCGGACGCUACAGAGCCGCUGCCUGGUACCGGGCUGGUACGCCACCCACAUUGAGCGCUGGCUGAACAGCUAUCAUGCCAACCAGAUCCUUGUUCUGGAUGGCAAGCUGCUCCGAACAGAACCAGCCAAAGUGAUGGAUACAGUCCAGAAGUUCCUUGGCGUGACGAACUUCAUAGAUUACCAUAAAACCCUGGCGUUUGAUCCAAAGAAAGGAUUCUGGUGCCAACUGCUGGAGGGAGGGAAAACCAAGUGCUUGGGGAAAAGCAAAGGGAGGAAAUACCCAGAGAUGGAUUCAGAUUCACGAGCCUUCCUGAGGGAUUAUUACCGGGACCACAAUAUAGAGCUGUCCAAGCUGCUGUACAAAAUGGGUCAGACGCUGCCAACCUGGUUGCGGGAGGAACUCCAGAACGCUAGGUAGCUGCUGCUAUCAUCGCCUUACUGAGCAAUAGUGACGCGAGCCCACGAAGAAGAUCCCAAAUCUAACACCAAGCCAAACAGAUAGGAGCGGGAGGGAAAGGCCACCAGGGAAAAGCAUUUCUGAGCAAUAUUCAGCCAAGGUCUUUGAGUGAGGUCCCAUGUGGCCAUCAGUAUGGCGUACGGGAGCGAACUGUCUCUUCUGAGGGCCCUUAAAGUUGUGUGACUGCCUGACUCUGCAAACCCAGUGCAAAUUCCCCAAGAGCUGUUGUCUUCUGAGGUCCCUGUCAAUGAGGUCACUUCCUGGGUUGUGAUGUCAUUUCCUGAUGAGGGGGGAUUCCCCAAAGAUUCCCUGCUUCUCCAUACCUGGAUGGGGUUAACUUCUCCAUGUCUAAGAUAGUAUUACAGCAACUCUGAGACUCUCCUCAUCAGCUAAUGGAGCUGAGCACCCUUCCAAGAUGUGGACAACUCUUUGCAAAGCUGGCUUGGAGAACAGGAGCACGAUGUGCUGUUUGAGGUCAGAGGCACAAAGGGGCCGGUCAGAAACACCGACCCAAGUCUGCAAUCAAGUUUCAAACAAAGUGAAGUGAGACAGCAUAAAGGAAUGGGGUGUCCUGGGUUCCCACAAGACCUAGCGCUAAGCGCUGGAAGAGGUCUGUGGAUUUUUUUAAAGAAGACUUUAAGACUUGGCAAUGUUUAGUUUGUCACCAAUGAAUUCUCCCCCUCCCCCCAGCCUUUUAUUUUAUUGUAUUUUAUUUUAUUGAAGGGUGGGAGCUUGACAGAUGACUAUCUGUCUCAUCUGGUAAGAGAACUGAACUGAGAACUGGUUCCAGAGUGGUUACAAAGGAAAAAUGUGCCCCCUGCCCCCCUUCCCGCGUGGCAACGUUUUAUAUACGUGGUGUUUUCUGUGGUAAAAGACUGAGGUUGUCCAGUAGCCUGCUCACUGGAACGUGGUUUGAUAUAUGAGCCACCAGCUCAGAAGGGGGCAGACGUCGGGCAGGGCUGACAUUGGACUAACAGCGGCCGAAAGGAUUCUGAGCACGUUGGACCUCUUGGAUACUAAAAGCUAAAGUAUUUUAAUAAUUUUGUUCUGUUUUUCUGGUGCCACAAGUUUGUACCUGAGAUACUACGGUUUUAUUUUGUCUCGUUCACUGUUACACCUGAAGGUGGGCAGCCGGUGCGCUUGGCUGGUCUAUCUACUGACCAGUGAUGAACAAUUUUUUUUCUAAUGACGGGAUAAGUACCUUGCUGCUCCAUCUCUGACUCUCUCUCAGUUCUAUUCACUGCCAGUGUUUCAGUAUUGAGGUUUCCUGCGAGUUUCUGCCCCCAACUGUCCCGGCGUGGGUGGGGCCGGUAGCAAUGCUAACCAAGAACGGUUGCCAUUGGUUCCUGGGCGAAGGCCCUGGAUCCCUAAGCAGGCUGGUGUAUCACUCACUUAAGAGUGGAGGUGGCCCAGGGUCAGGGAAGACCCAGCUGGAAGAACCCCAAAAGAGUUGAUCUGACAGUGCUGUUGGCUGAAUGAACUGCUUGCAUGGUGGGCCAGGAGAGCCUGGGUGUAGUAGUUUGGGGAGGAGGAGUGAAAUGGGGCGAGUUCUGUUAUCUCGCUGCUCCAGAGAGGUUGGGAAAAGAGGACUGGGAAGCCUAGGCUGGGGAAGGUGCAUCCAACAAGGAAUGAAGAGAGGAGACAGUAGAAGAUGAUGUGAAUGCCAGUGUCUCAUGGAGCAGGUUCCAAGGGCUCGCGCAGGAUUCUUGGACCCAGUACUCUUGAGAGCUAAGAAUUGCCUAAGAUUAAUUCAUCGGGUAUCUCCCCAACUGGACGUCACUGUGUUAGCAACUGAGUACAUUCACAUUGAAGAGAGCCUAGCAAGGAGAUUGGGUGGGAGGGGAAAAGCAAGCAGGGUUCCCCUAUAGGCCCUCAGGCUUCCCCCAUGUCUGUCCCUGAGUUCCAUGUUGUCUUCCUCUCAUGGUGCCAUGCUGGAAUGGUGGGGAGUGAGAGAUCCACACAGAUCUAGUCCCUGGGCCAUGCUAAUGGUCUUGCGUUGUCCUCUGCUACCAGCUAGGCUCUGAUUCUGUGAGUCUGCCCCGUCCUGGGACAGCCCCUUUCUCUGGGGGUGCAUUCCUAAUGCUGUUUAAAACAUCAGUGCCAUGCGUCCCCUCUGGCACUUGCAGUAACGCGAAAGCUUCCUCCUCUCCUCAGACACUAAGCUCCCCUGAGAGAAGUCAGGGGCCUCCCUUUGCAGCCCCUGUUCAAUGACGGUAUUCUACAUAUGCGGUGUUGUUGCAGCCGUGUCAGUCCCAGGAUAUUAGAGAGACAAGGUGGGGAAGGCGAUAUCUUUUCUUGGACCAGCUUCUGCUGAUGAGAGAGACCACCUUUCGAGCUUACAAACGCCGCCCUUGUCUCGGUAUUAUACGUGGCCUUUUCCUUUGCACCGAGCCACCUUCCCAUCGCCGUUAAGCAGCAUUGAGUACGUCCGCACUGGAGCAGAAGGUGUCGUUUCCGGCUCAGGCAGACCUUGAGCUAUACCCACAAGUGGCAGGGUGGGCUGAGUCCGAUCCCACCCAGGCCCCAGGCUGGCGAGCUCCUCCCACAGCUUCUCUUUGUAGUGUGCUAGGAGCGCUCACGUGGGUAUGUCUGCUUGGGCUGAAAAUGACACCCUUCAGCUCCAGUGCAGACGUACCCUUGGAACAACCGGAGUAGGAGCCGUGGGCAGUCCAGGAUCGGCCGUUCCCCUUUAGUUUUGCGGGGGAAGGUGUCGGUGAAAUGCAGCAUGAUUCUUAUGCAGCCUGUUGCCGUUUCCAGCCGCUGGAGCUGUGCUGCGGAGAAGCAGCAUGUUCUGCUCCAUUGCUUGUUGCAGUUACAGCAGAAGAUCCCUGGACAUCUUCCCCUGCCCGCAUGUGUCUUCUCUUCUGGCUUCUCCUUGCUGCAGUGGUGGGCGUUGAGUUGAGGCGAGCAGGACGCUCUCUCUCAUUGAGCACGGUAAGAAGGAGGGAGUGAAGCCAGGCCCAUACGCCAGCAGCCACUGAGGCCGGUUGCUCGCCCCGUCCUGUGCGUGUGGAUUAGGUACAUACCGUGCUGCGGCUUGGGGGAGCGUUGAUCCCAAAGAACGGUCUGCAGGAGGUUUCGGGUUACCGUGACGACACCCAACAGUGUCACUGCCAUCUUGGAUUUCCGCCUUCUCCGCUCAAACAGGCGUUUUAAGGUUAGAGCAGAGCUUCCGCGGUGGUCGUGGGGUGAGACGGGGACUCGCUGCUUGGGGGCAUGAGUCCAAAACGGCAGGCAGGGCUGGUGCCUGGGGGGCUUUGUGGGCCCCACCAGGUAGCGUAUUUGAAAUCACUAGUGCCAUGGGUCGGUCUAAGCCCCUGCGUGUGCUCACAUACACACACAUGCUAAUCUUUCUGUUAUGAGUGCUGGAAUCCCAGCCACGUGAGAGCUCCCUGCUCUAAGGGUCUCUCCUCCUCCUCGAUGUGCGUGUGCAGUGCCCACCAAUGCAUAGUAUCGCCCCCUUGGGCCGUGGGGUUUAACAAACGAGACCCUUUCCCGUUGCUUUCUCCCAAGAUAACCGCUAGCUCCAGCAACUGGCCCUGUAGUGCUGAUCCGCCGGCUCGUUGCUGCUCUGCUACAUGUGGACAAACAUCAGGUUAUGCAGAGACAGAGACUGCCUGGCACCCCCCUUCCCCCCUCACCUGCACCCUACAACUGCCCAGUCCUACCUAAUCUCUCUCCUUUAGUCACCGUUCUGCAAGCCCCCAACCCAGGCUUGUAUUACGAACAGCCUGCAGCUUCUGCCCCCGCUCGGAUUCAUUCCGCGACGCUGCAGUCUCGGGCUGGGAGCGACCACGGCAGCAAACUGUGACCUUCCCAGGUGGAAGGGAGCGGGGUAGGAGUGGGCCGGCUGGAAGGGGGGAAGCAGCACUGACAGCCCGAUGAGCCCAGGCUCCUCUUAGCACCUAGGCAGCCCCUAUCGCUGCUGUGGGCUCUCCAGGAGCCAGGGGGGAACUGGACUCCCCGACCCCUUGGUGACUGGCAGCAGCAGGAAGGAAAAGGCAGCAAAAAUAUCAGUGCAAAAAUAUCUCGGCCUUUCAAGAGGGAGGGAGGCUCACUCCCACGGUGUCUUGUAAAGCCAGGAUCCCACAGUAGGGCCUCAGUUCCCCGCCUGCAUGCCCGGGAUCAUGGUCCCUCGAGGGAUGUUGUGAGGCUAGAAUGGAUGAACGUAAAGUGCUUUCUCCAGCCACUGAUGCAAGUCUGUCCCGAUUGCGUCUGGGUGUCUUAGGCUCAGCUUAGCUCGCGGGGACGUGUGUCUGAGUGCUCCUGCCCACCAGCAGCCAACGGGGCGGAGACGGGUACCCUAGGAACGAACCACCUCGCCGUGUGCGUAUGGACAGAAGCAGCCAUCGGACUGGUCCCCAAGUGCUGCCCGCGGCUUUGCCUGCACUUUACGAGAGGGGAAUGGUACCUGCUCUGUCGAUCACUAGCGCCGUCACUGGGCGGCGCUGGAGAGCGAGUGGGGAGAGAGAUUCCCCAUAGCUGGGCUUUUUUAAACCCUUCUUUUACCUUUUGUUAUUGACAAAAGAGGGAGCCCCCCGGGGGUUCCCGUUUUUUAUUUUUGCAUGAAAUUCUGUAUAAUUUCCCGGGGGUGGGGGGUGGGAGAAGUGGGUAUUUCCUGGGGGAGGAGGGGAUAUUUCAGAGUUGUCUUUGCCCCUCCUUUCAAUCUUGGUGAACCCAGCCAUUUUGGGUGGUAUUCAAAGAUUCUUUAUCACUAAUAAUGUACGGUCCUGUUGAACUAACUGCUAAUAAAAUGGGGCUCUCUGUUCGUA